UUAAUGACAAAUACUUCUUCAAAUUCUAUCUCCUCUAGGAGAAAUCCUUUAAACAGUGCGACUGCAGCACACUUAGCUUUAAUGUCUAACUCACCUGGUCCAACUUAUCCAAUGACUAACCCAAUGUCCAAUCCACCUCCUGCCAUGUUGUCUGGCCAGAUUUCCGCCCCUUACUCCCGGCCAACCAUAACUACAUAUCUUCUUAAUACGUCGACUUCUCACGCUUCUGGUUCUACUUCACGAUCUGCUUAUAAUGCUUCGUCUUCAGCCUUAUCCAUAAACACGUCAAAUAAACAGUUAAAGUCGAAGACUCUAAAACCAAAACUUCCGGAAUACUUGGCCGACACGAGUUUUGCUGAAUUAUAUUAUAAUUCUAACAUGGAAAGAUCUAACUCAACUAUACUUGACAAGAAUCCACUAGAAAACUUGUCUUUGCCAACAGCGUGGAAUGUUGACGACAAGUGCGCACACCUAAACGUGGAACCUGACAAACUCAGAGUAAAUUAUAUAGGUUCUGGAAAGUACGACACAGAUGCUGCUGCAAUAAGAGCUAAUUACCCUAUGCCCCCACAAUGUGGAUUAUUUUAUUUUGAAGUUGACAUUAUAAGUAAAGGAAAAGAUGGUUUUAUUGGAAUAGGAUUUUGUUCAAAACAAGUUCAUUUAAACCGUUUACCUGGAUGGGAACCUGAUUCAUGGGGUUAUCAUGGAGAUGACGGACAUUCUUUUUGUUGUUCAGGCACUGGUAAACCAUAUGGACCAACAUUUACUACAGGUGAUACUAUCGGUUGCUGUCUAAAUUUCAGAGAUGGCACAGCAUUCUAUACAAAGAACGGAAAGUAUCUAGGUAUUGCAUUUCAAGAUUUAAAAGGAGUUGUUUUAUAUCCUUCAAUUGGGCUGCGGACUCAAGGAGAGUCUGUAGAAGUUAAUUUUGGCCAUAGAAAUUUUAAAUAUGCAAUUGAGCAUUAUAUGAAGGAAGAAAAGGCUCGAUUAUGGCAAGCUAUCGAUACAAAACCCUUGUCAACAAUUUCAUCGCCAUUGACUUCUGCUCCCGUUUCUCAAGCCACUUCAGAGACAAAUCUUACAGCAACUGUUCACCAACUCAUCUUAUCCUAUUUAGUUCAUCAUGGAUAUAGCGAAACUGCAAAGGCAUUCUCAACAGAUGCUGUACAGAUCACACAAACCGACAGCAAUGAAAUGGAAGGUGUUGAAAGUGAAAAUACAUUUUUAGAUUUAGAUAAGGAUAUAAUUAACCGGCAGAGGAUUCGUGAUGCCGUCCUUAAUGGUGAUAUCGACUGUGCCAUCCAAUUAACCAACGAAUUUUAUCCUUCGGUCUUGCCUUCAAAUGAUGAUAUAUAUUUCCGACUUCGUUGUCGUAAAUUCAUAGAAAUGAUGGGGCUUUGCGCUGGUAGCCAAAUUACAUGUUCAGAUGACGAUGAAGAAAUUGGAAAGAUCGAUAAGCAGGAAAUUCAUGGCAUGGUAACUUCGAUUAAAAAGAAAAAGGUAUCUAAGCGACGGAGAGGUGUUGGAUCAGGGUUAAAUGGAUUGGGUGUGAUUGAAGCCGCAAUGCGGUUUGGUCAAGAAUUACAAGAUGAUUAUCGUGAUGAUAAACGUGAAGAAAUAAAAAAAGCAUUAGAGGAAACAUUUUCAUUACUGGCAUAUACUGAUCCACGAAAAAGUGUUGUUUCGUAUCUUCUUGAUCCUUCGGGUAGAGAACCAGUAGCAAAUGCUCUGAAUAGUGCCAUUUUAGUGUCGCAAGGGAAACCUCCUAUCCCACCAUUAGAACAAGUAUACCGGCAAUCCUCUGUUGUUCUAAAUGAACUUGCAAGGAAUGGAGUUGGUUCCAGUGCUUUUUCAGUAACACUUCAUACUGAUCUCGGUGAUCUUAAAAUUGAAGUAUUUUGUGAGGCAGUACCCAAAACUGCUGAGAAUUUUUUAGCAUUAUGUGCAGGUGGAUAUUAUGACAACAAUUUAUUUCACAGAAAUGUCAAAGGUUUCAUAGUGCAGACAGGAGAUCCUCUAGGAACUGGUAAAGGUGGGACUUCAAUUUGGGGAAGGAAAUUUGAAGAUGAAAUUAAAUCUUCAUUAAAGCAUAAUACACGAGGUAUAGUUUCUAUGGCAAAUAGUGGACCAGAUACCAAUGGAUCACAAUUUUUUAUAACGUAUACCAAACUACCUCACUUAGACACAAAGAAUACGGUAUUUGGAAAGGUAAUUGAUGGAUCAGAUACUACAUUGGAUGCUAUUGAAAAAUUACCCGUUGAUGAGAAAUAUAAACCUAUUCAAGAUAUAAGAAUUAAAUCUGUGACAAUUCAUGCGAAUCCUCUUGCUGAAAGAGAUUAA
Molecule: messenger RNA, 2340 nt
Organism: Funneliformis geosporum
Lineage: Eukaryota; Fungi; Glomeromycota; Glomeromycetes; Glomerales; Glomeraceae
Source: the annotation of a GenBank genome assembly